Mastomys coucha (southern multimammate mouse) is the source of this 2483-nucleotide messenger RNA. RefSeq names its product sorbitol dehydrogenase (gene Sord). Bases 418 to 1377 code for a protein of 319 amino acids. The transcript has 10 exons. Gene Ontology annotation, biological process: D-sorbitol catabolic process. Gene Ontology annotation, molecular function: zinc ion binding; L-iditol 2-dehydrogenase (NAD+) activity. Lineage: Eukaryota; Metazoa; Chordata; Mammalia; Rodentia; Muridae. The record is from RefSeq and is a predicted model, not a curated record.
CACGCAGGCCCCACCCCGGGCCCGCGCUUUGCCUUCUUCAGGCUCCGCCCCUGCCCCUUACUCCAGACCCUUGGCGGUUGAAGGAGUAGAACCACCAGCUCCCCGCCGGGUCCAGCCGACACCUCGAAGCGAGAGAGCAACAUGGCAGCUCCAGCUAAGAACGAGAACCUGUCCCUGGUGGUGCACGGACCCGGAGACAUUCGCCUGUGGCCAGAAAGCAGUGUUGGAUCCUUUGCCGCUGGAGCUUCAGGCAUUUGUAAGCAGCCUAACGUGGAUGCCAGAACCUGAACUCUCGUCCUCUGCAAGAUCAUCACACAGUCUCAACGGCUGAGCCUGUCUCUGCAGUUACCAAGGGUUGAUCUUCUUAAGGAGAACUACCCAAUACCUGAACUGGGCCCAAAUGACGUGUUACUAAAGAUGCACUCGGUGGGGAUCUGUGGCUCGGAUGUUCACUACUGGGAGCAUGGCCGAAUUGGAGAUUUUGUUGUGAAAAAGCCAAUGGUGCUUGGGCAUGAGGCUGCUGGAACAGUCACAAAAGUAGGAGCGUCGGUGAAACAUCUAAAACCAGGAGAUCGGGUUGCCAUUGAGCCUGGUGUUCCCCGAGAAGUAGAUGAGUACUGCAAGAUUGGCCGAUACAACCUGACACCAUCGAUCUUCUUCUGUGCCACACCCCCAGAUGAUGGGAACCUCUGCCGCUUCUAUAAGCACAAUGCUGACUUCUGCUACAAGCUUCCUGACAGUGUUACCUUUGAAGAAGGGGCCCUGAUUGAACCUCUCUCUGUGGGGAUCUAUGCCUGCCGGCGAGGUUCAGUUUCCCUGGGGAACAAGGUCCUUGUGUGCGGAGCUGGGCCAGUUGGGAUGGUCACUUUGCUUGUGGCCAAAGCAAUGGGAGCUUCUCAAGUGGUGGUAACUGACUUAUCUGCUUCUCGGUUGACCAAAGCCAAGGAAGUUGGAGCAGACUUUACCAUCCAGGUUGCCAAAGAGACCCCUCAGGAAAUUGCCAGUAAGGUGGAAAGUCUGCUGGGGAGCAAGCCGGAGGUUACCAUUGAAUGCACAGGAGCGGAGUCCUCGGUCCAGACGGGCGUCUAUGCCACUCGCUCUGGUGGGACCUUGGUGAUUGUGGGAAUGGGUUCUGAGAUGAUCAGUUUACCCUUGGUGCACGCAGCUGUGCGGGAGGUGGAUAUCAAAGGCGUGUUUCGAUACUGCAACACGUGGCCGAUGGCAAUCUCCAUGCUUGCGUCGAAGACUUUGAAUGUAAAGCCCUUAGUUACCCACAGGUUCCCAUUGGAGAAGGCAGUUGAAGCCUUUGAAACAGCCAAAAAGGGAGUGGGGCUGAAAGUUAUGAUCAAGUGUGACCCCAAUGACCAGAACCCCUAAAUGUGAAUUGAUCUAUGCCCUCAGCCCAUUCUCUCAGCAUCUAAGGGCUAAAUGGCUAGAAGGGGAGGCCAUUAAUGCAGAACUUUCUUUUGAAUGGUAAAAAUGAUAAACCUUAGAGGAGUUGUCGUGCCUUAAAGACAGAAGUAGGGACACCUUGGGAAAACUUGUAGCCAGAAUGAGAUGCUUAUACUAAGGAAAGUCUAGCACAAAGAGUCUGGAAGAUUGGCCCUGGGGAUGCCCUUUCUCUAGUACCUUCUUUGGGUGAGGAGACAUGCCUUUGUCUACGUUCCACUGUGACUGCCAGAGAGUGGGGCUGACUUAUGAAGAAACGGCUUCAUUAACAUGGAAGUGGCCCCAGGGCUGAACUUUAGGUCAGCUGUUCAGAGCACGGGGUUUCUCAAGCUAAAUGUCCUUUAUUUGAGGGGAAUAAGGAACUUCUGGAUCCGAGCAAGGACCUGAUCAGAAGAAUAAGACAAAUCCCAGAUGAGGUGCACUAGAUUACAUUCCCCAGAUGUGGAAAGAAUCAGGGCACUCAGCUCUGCCCAAGGGCCACCUCUGUCUCAGCUCCUAAGGAUUCUGUCCUUACAUUUGCAAAGUGGAGGCCCGCCUCCCAACACUGUUCAUUAUUGAGCAUGAGUGGUACCGGUUGCUAGGCAACCAGGAGAUUUCCACCCAAAGGUUUCCUGCCUAACUCAUACAAGAGGGCCACAGGGGGGCUUGAGUUUCCCACUCCAGGCUUAGAACUCCUCUCCCAGGCUCGUUCCCAGGCAAUUGUUUUCCCAUUCCACUCAGUUCUGGCUAUCAGGAGAUGCUCCCCUUCUCAGCUGGGUAAGGCUGCUGACAUCUGCUGGAUGGGUACCACAGCGUAAUUUCAUCAUGGGGCUUUUCCUUAUGAGAUUUGGGUCCAAAGCACACCCUUUGCGAUCUUAAGAUAAUCAAGAAGUGCACAGAAACUGUGAUGUAGCUUGGCUGCAGUCUGUAAUUCACCUCUUCAGCCAUGAGUAGGGGACAUGUGAAAAAAACAAAGACUCUGCUGGAGAAGGUCAUGGCCAAAACCUAAGCUUUCUCAAACUGCUUCGCAUUAAUAAACUGCCGCUGGUGUCGGA